Penicillium brasilianum is the source of this 1958-nucleotide messenger RNA. The record is from the annotation of a GenBank genome assembly. NCBI's taxonomy places the organism in Eukaryota, Fungi, Ascomycota, Eurotiomycetes, Eurotiales, Aspergillaceae.
GCGACCCCGCCCGAUUUCGGGCUGUCCAUAAUCCACCGUAAAAUACGUGACCGUAAUGCGAUUCAAAACGUGCAGAGCUCACCAAUACACAUCCUGCUGAAACAAUCAGUGCCCCACGACUUGCUAGCGAGAACCUGCCUCGACUCGCCAAUUCACCCACGCCAUUUUAGAUCUAAUCAACCGUCUCUGACAUUUCCAAUCCCAUUGCCGGAGAUCGACAUGAGUCAGCAAACCCCCCCAUCCAUCAAGACUAUCUUCGAGAACAACCAGAAAUGGGUAUCCACGAAAAAGGAUGAAGACCCGGCCUUCUUCGAGAAACUCGCCGCGGGGCAGACACCGGACUACCUAUAUAUCGGCUGCAGCGACAGUCGCGUCCCCGCGAACGAGAUCAUGGGCCUCGAAGCUGGCGAGGUCUUCGUUCACCGCAACAUUGCCAACCUCGUGCCCAACAUCGACCUCAAUGUGAUGUCGGUGGUGAAUUAUGCGGUACGACACCUAGGCGUAAAGCAUAUCAUCGUUUGCGGCCACUACAACUGCGGGGGCGUCAAAGCUGCCCUGACACCGACCGACCUGGGCCUGCUGAAUCCCUGGCUUCGAAACAUCCGAGACGUGUAUCGCCUGCACGAGAAGGAAUUGGACCAGAUCGAAGACGAAAACAAGCGAUACAAUCGCCUGGUCGAACUUAAUGUGAUCGAGUCUUGCAGGAAUGUUAUCAAAACUGCCGCUGUCCAACAGAGUUAUCGUGAUAACAAGUAUCCGAUCGUUCAUGGCUGGGUGUUUGAUCUACGGGAUGGUCUGCUUAGGGACCUCCACAUUGAUUUUGAGAAUAUGCUACAGGAUGUGAUGAAAAUCUACCACUUGUCUCCGGGCUCUGGUCACUCGGAGACGUCUGGUGGUGCUUGAUCGUCGGGGGAAGAGCGCUAUCAACCCACUGCCAAACGACGGGUGGAAGGCAACACAGGGUUUCGCAAUGAAGAGGAGAUUUUCCAAGUUUCCGGAAAACAAACAAGCGUGGUAUAUUGAACGGUAUAUUAAAACGAUACAAAAACGAUAACGCGAAAUUAAAUCCCUCCCCUCUCCAGCCUGAUUAUGGUUCCUCCGCAGCUUCAUUCACUGAAAGCGCCCUCCCAAUCGUCGGAUCGUAAACGAUUCCAUGUAAAUCUAAAUGUCCCCGCCUCGUCGCAUCAGCCACUUCGGAGAUGUUGCGCAAAGAGCGCAAUUGUUCCAAUAUAUUUAAUUCGACGAAGGCGCUGUCCCGUUCGAUCAUGGGUAGUCGGUCGAUAUCGUGCCGAUGUCUCGCGUGGAGGGAAUCAAGCUUCCUGUUAGAACCGUUAGGUGAGCCCAGAAUUGAAAGGCCAGAAAGACAAAGGACUUACCUCAACCACGGGCCUGGCAGGCCAUUUCUCGACGUUGCUUUGACAAUACCACACCCAUAAUGACCACACACGACGAUGUGUUUGACCCGAAGGUCGACGACUGCAUGUUUCACCGAAGUCUCGCACGACAGAUCUCCAUCAAUAAUCAUAUUACCGAGAUUGCGAUGCUCGAGCAUCUCGUCGGGAAGAAAGUCCAGAAUCGUUGUCUCUUUGCAGUCGCUAUCCGAGCAGCCUAUCCAGAGAAUCUGUUUCUCUGACUGCUGCGGGCGCGGUAUGAAGUUCGCACCGAUCGUCCUCGUUGCAUAAUUCAAGCUUCGCGGACUGUCCACCGUCUCACAAGGGACGGGGUUGAUAGCAGCGUCAUUGAACAUUCGGAUCGGCAUCUUGAUUCUUGGGCUUACACAAACGAAGUGCCGGCCAGUAUUGAUCACUUGGCGGUAAAACAUUUAUGAUGGGAAAGGGAAAAAAGCUCGGGGUUUCCUGCCAGGAUAUACGGCCGAGGGGAGAUGCUAUUCCGGCUUGGUGGGCAACUUCAAGGGCGGCGAAUGCCGGGGCGCAGGUUUCAUCCUGAGGGUUGCGUAU